This is a messenger RNA of Trichoplax adhaerens, 1506 nucleotides long. RefSeq lists its product as uncharacterized. The coding region runs from base 1 to 1506 and encodes 501 amino acids. The record is from RefSeq and is a predicted model, not a curated record. Lineage: Eukaryota; Metazoa; Placozoa; Uniplacotomia; Trichoplacea; Trichoplacidae. The transcript is spliced from 18 exons. Gene Ontology annotation, molecular function: signaling receptor activity. Gene Ontology annotation, cellular component: membrane; external side of plasma membrane.
AUGGCGUGUCAAAAUUGGCGUAAACUGCUGUUGAUUGCUGUGAUUAUUCAGGCCAUUUCAGGUCCAUGUGUAGCUUUAGACCUUCAGAAUGUCCUAGUCGUAGAAACACCGAAAAAGAAUGAGGAACCUUCCAAGCUUACAAUUGUCCAUAAACCCGAUAGCGUGAGCAUGGUUAAAGAAAUACAAUCAAUUCCCGCUCAUGAUAUUUCGCCCGUGAUCACUUUAGCUUUGGGUUUAACGCCAACCCAGGGAGUCCAUUGGAAAGGAUUACGAGUUGGCAAUAUCUUUAAAAGACCAUCCGCAAACGUUUUAAUUGCGGUUACGGAUGUCCCAAUUGACCAUGUUAAUUCGAUUAUUGCCAUCAUAACUUUAGAUAAUAAAUUUGGAAUCGAUCAUUCCUACACGUCUUACCGAGUUGAUGAGUCGGCGAAGACCGUUACUGGAAACGCCUUUUUGGACAUGGUACAUGGCCCCAAUAAGGAAAACGUUGCUACUUACGUUUCCAACGUUUUCGAGAAAAAACCCUUAACUGUAUCCAUAUCAGCAAGCUACGAGGUCGCUCAAGCUGGUUUCGGAAAUCAAGGGAAAAGUUUUUCGAUGUUCCUCGAUGGCUUGGACGAAAAAUUCCAUGUUGCUUCACCAUCAGAUGAUCAUCUCUUUGAUUCCCUUUCGGCAUCGAAAGAGGCUACCCUUAAGGAGUUUGAAAAAUUCAACUUUGGCAAAGAUGUACACUUCAAUGUGGAGAAAAAAUUGAUGAUCGUUACAUUACCUGAUGAUAAAAAAAUUCCUUUCGACAUGAAUAAAAGGUCUGAUUACAUUUUCUUUGCCGAAAUAUUCACCAUGUUAAAGUCUCUUGAGAUUAUUAAGGCAAACAAAGAUUUGAUCCAUGAUGAUGCUCCUGAUGUAUAUACCUAUUCAAUUAGUUCAAUCAAGGCUUUAGAUAUGGAACAUGGUAAAGAUUCCAAUCAAGUUCAUGCUGCCAUUCGAGUUUUACAUCAUGUUGUACCUAAGAUUUAUAAAUCUUUUAAUGAAAUGUAUGAUGGUGAGGCUCUAAUAGAGCUUCUAAGUCGCGGAAGCAGCGGACGAUUGGUUUUCGAACGACCCGAACAAGCCAAAAAAAUGUAUGAGCAUGUCAAGCCUCAUCUUCAUGUACAAGGUACUAAUAUGGUCAAUGGUAUUUGCCAUUCAUUGAACGGUUUAUUGAAUUUAUUUGGUUCUAAAGCUAAGAUUGAUUGUCACGGGCAAUCUUCUGAUGCACGUGUUGGUAGAUCAUUGAUGGCCGCUGCAACAACAAAUAGUCCCCUUACCGAAAAGAACUUUUUGAAAAGAUUGAACAUUUCACCAGUUUAUACAUCGGAUUAUCCAGUUAUUUUCAAUAUUAUCUUGUGGUUGAUGAUAAUCCUCGCUAUCGGUCUUUACGUAACUGCUGCUGUUAUGUGGGACAUGGAUCCUGGUCGUGAUAGCAUCAUUUACCGAAUGACUAGUCAGCGCAUCAAAACCGACUAA